This is a messenger RNA of Racocetra persica, 735 nucleotides long. Lineage: Eukaryota; Fungi; Glomeromycota; Glomeromycetes; Diversisporales; Gigasporaceae. The record is from the annotation of a GenBank genome assembly.
AUGCAAUCUACAUGCUUUAAGCUACAAGAAAUUACAAAGAAUACAAUAGAUCUUUUAGAUUAUUAUCUAAAAAAGUUAAUAGAAAUAGAACAAUAUAUUUGCUUUGACGAAAAUAUUGCUACCAGCAAAGUCUACGAAGAUAAAGAAGCGCUGACUAAUCAAAUUAAUAUUAACUUUGAAGAAUGUGAUGAUAGCAUACAGGCUAGUGUAAGUAAUAGAAUUGUGGUGGCUUCAGAAGAUAUAUCAAAAAAUACUGUAUUCAACUCUUGGACAGAAGUUGAAGCUUUUUUUGAGAAAUAUAGAAGACGAAAUAGAUUUAUAGUGAUUAAAUAUCGUGUAAGGAAGGAUAAAGCUGGAAUUAAAAGUACAGCACAAGUUGAAUCAUAUAACUCGAUAAAAACUCAAUGGAAUAGAUUUCAUCAAUACAAAGAUUCGACAACGUUUUUCACCAUACCUGUAGCAGGAAAUGAUCUUUUUUCAACUGUGACAAAAAUUAUUGACCAAUUUUUUAUAAAAGUCAUUAACAAUAUGAUUAAGGCUAAGAUGACACAAUGUUUGUUUCUUAUAGCUAACAGGAUUGAGCCAACAGCUGAAGAACUUAAUUUUAACAGGAGGUCGAUAAAGACAUUUCAUGUGGAUGAUAAUCAAGUCAUAUCUAAAGAAAAAAAUUAUACUGAAAGUAAUACAAUUAGUAAUGAUAAUUAUUAUACUGAUAAUGCAACUUCUGAUAAUAAA